This is a messenger RNA of Cydia strobilella, 1847 nucleotides long. RefSeq names its product mitochondrial import inner membrane translocase subunit Tim10 (gene Tim10). NCBI's taxonomy places the organism in Eukaryota, Metazoa, Arthropoda, Insecta, Lepidoptera, Tortricidae. The transcript has 4 exons. The record is from RefSeq and is a predicted model, not a curated record. Gene Ontology annotation, biological process: protein insertion into mitochondrial inner membrane. Gene Ontology annotation, cellular component: mitochondrial inner membrane. The coding region runs from base 316 to 606 and encodes 96 amino acids.
CAAAGGGCUAAAAGGAGUUUUGUCAUAUAAUUUUCCAUGAGAUUUGUAGUAUGCCGCUACCAAAAUAUGGAAAAAUAUUAAUUUCGUGGUAAUUACUUCAAUAUUAAAAAUUGUACAGUGUUGAUUUAUAAAGCCUACUGCGGGCUGGUAUAACUGUAGCGAGUCUGUCCCUGUUCGUGUUGUCGCGGAACACUAUCAAUGCGAGCCGUCUGGAGAACAUGAGAGCGCGGGAACGCAUGCGCAGAGCCAACGAAGGAGAGUACCCUGAUACCUACAGAAGACUUUGAAUUUUAUUUUUUUUAAACUACUAAAACCAUGGCGGUGCCCCAGCUGGACCCAGCGAAGCUGCAGCUCGUUCAAGAGUUGGAGAUUGAGAUGAUGUCGGACAUGUACAACCGCCUCGUCAACGCUUGCCACCGGAAGUGCAUACCUGUGAAGUACCACGAGCCUGAACUAGGGAAAGGCGAGUCCGUGUGCCUGGACCGCUGCGUGGCCAAGUACCUGGACGUGCACGAGCGCAUCGGCAAGAAGCUCUCCAGCAUGUCGCAGGGAGACGCUGAUGCUGCGCAGGACCUCACCAAGAUCAACCUCCAGGAGAAGAAGUAGGGUGUAGACAGGAAAGUGAUGCGUUUUAUCUCAGUUUUGAGUUUUUUUUUCUUUGUUCAUUUAUUCAUAAAACAAUUUUAUAUUGUGUUUGAAUUUAUAAAUUACUUAAAUAGUUGUCCCCGUGUUUUUUUUUCAGAUUAGAAAUUUUAUAACCUCAAAAGUAUUGAACUUUUUUCCUCCAAAAUUAAAUCUGAGUAACUAUUUACUGAAUUAUUGUGUCAUUUACAUAUGAUUGUAACGCAAUAUAAGAUAUCAUAGGAUACCUUUUGUAAUCUAAUACUUUUAAGGUUAGCUAACUUUGCGGUUUCACUCACGUAUUUUUAGUCACUCGCGCGACUAAAAACCGCAAAGUUAGCUAAGUUAGUAUGUCUCGCAUGCUCACGAUAGUUUAAAUUUGACUUUUGAGGUUAGAAAAAUUCUAAUCAUUGAAAAACCGGGUAUAAAAGUACCUAAGGGCCCAUUAAGACUGUGCGAGAACUCCAUGAAUAUAGGAUCUACUGGAUAAAACAUGGGCGGUAGGGAGGAUUGAGCAGAGACAGCGCUAUUAUUAACUAAACUCGCAUGCGAGUUCGCGCGCCAUUUAAAUGAAUCCUAAAGAUUUUUACGCGCGUCACACAAUAAAUAAGAUGGGUUCUCUAGGGUGAACCCUGAAUAUUAUGAGAUAAAAAUAUUGUCACUUUUUUAUGUGCCCUUAGACCUGUUGGGUAAAGCGAUGAAUCGUUGGUGAAAUAAAUUUUUGUUAUUACAAACACAAGUACUAAACUACUAAAAGUAGAUGAACUUUUAGACGCCUAUAUAUGUAAAAAAAUAACCAUACGAUUGACAUAUUUAAAUAAAAUAAAAAAUUAAGUUGGUUUAGAAAGCUCCUGAGUGAUUUGCAAAUGUUGUUGAAAUAAUAAAAAUCAUGUUAAAUCACUGGAAUUUUCUACCUCAAUGUAACUACAUAAUGCAAAAUUUUAUUUUAUAACGAUUCGUUGCUAAUAAGUAAUAACAAUUCGAUAUAGAAAUCUGCAAAUUAAAAACUAUUUUAGAAUUAAUUAUAAUUACCAAAUCGUCGAAUAAAGUGAUUUUCAUUUGCAGAUUUCAUAAGUUUAAAAUCUAUUGUGCACGUGAAUUUCGGCUACUAUACACAAAUUAAUAAGAUAUAAUUUGCCAAUGCAUUUUUAUUAGUGAAGGUGGUUUGUUAGAUUUAUUAAUUUAGUGACUGUUAGUAAUGUUGUUGGAAAAUAAAAUUAAACCAA